GCGGGGCCUGAGGGGGCGUGGUCUCUCUGCUAAGCCACGCCCCUCUCUUCCCAUUGGCUGCCGGCCCCUCCCCGGCGGCCCUAGGCUGGCGCGCGAGCGGGUUUCCCGCGCAGCGCGAUGGCGGCGGAGCGGGGCCUGGAGCUGGUGCGGGAGCUGCACCGCGCCGCCGGCGGGCACCUCCCGCCCUUCCGGACGGAGGAGAUGCGGCAGGCGCUGGAGGAGAUGCGGGCGCUGUACGAGCGGAACCAGGCGGAUGUGUCCGAAGCGAAGGCGGGACGGACGGACUUGAUUUUCCUGAUCCGGUUCCGGCACUGCUGCCUGCUCCGGAACCAGCGCUGCCUGCUGGCGUACCUGUAUGACCGCUUGCUGCGGAUCCGAGCACUGCGGUGGGAGUACGGCAGCGUUCUGCCCAACGCCAUCCAGUUCCACAUGUCAGCUGAGGAGGUGGAGUGGUUCAAUCGGUACAAAAAGUCUCUGGCUACCUACAUGAGGUCAGUAGGAGGAGAGGAGGGGCUGGACCUCACACAGGACAUCAAACCUCCUAAAAGCCUGUACAUUGAAGUGCGGUGUUUGAAAGACCACGGGGAAUUUGAGGUCGAUGAUGGCACGACCAUCCUGCUGAAGAAGAACAGCCAGCACUUCUUACCACGCUGGAAAUGCGAGCAGCUGAUCAGACAAGGAGUCCUGGAGCACGUCCUGAACUAGGUGUGCAGGGCAGGAGGGGACAGCUCCUGCCUGGGGGCCUGCCCACCGUGGGGGCUGAGCUCUGGUGUGUGCAGGACUUCAGACACCUCAGUAUUUCUGCAGUGCUAUCCUGCCACUCCUAAUAGCCUUUGAAGCCUUAAAAGUACAGCUCUUCAUGAGCAAAGGGUGCUUGCUGGGAAUACAGCAGUCCUGGGAAUACAGGAUAGCAGGGGGCAUUAUCCAAGCCCCACAGCUACAACCAGGGUUUGUCAAUGUGUUUUUGUUGGAGUAGUUCUUUGUUCACCCUGUGCUUGUGGGAGUUAGACACCUCUAGAAGCCAGGAAAACUCUAGGGUUGCAAAAUAAAGAACUCCUUCAGCCUCA
Molecule: messenger RNA, 1067 nt
Organism: Prinia subflava (tawny-flanked prinia)
Lineage: Eukaryota; Metazoa; Chordata; Aves; Passeriformes; Cisticolidae
Gene: GINS1
Product: GINS complex subunit 1
Exons: 7
Coding region: 118-705 (195 amino acids)
Biological process (GO): DNA replication; DNA strand elongation involved in mitotic DNA replication
Cellular component (GO): GINS complex
Source: RefSeq, a predicted model, not a curated record